Messenger RNA from Mycena indigotica, 858 nucleotides. RefSeq lists its product as uncharacterized. The transcript is spliced from 6 exons. The coding region runs from base 1 to 858 and encodes 285 amino acids. The record is from RefSeq and is a predicted model, not a curated record. NCBI's taxonomy places the organism in Eukaryota, Fungi, Basidiomycota, Agaricomycetes, Agaricales, Mycenaceae. Gene Ontology annotation, molecular function: protein binding.
AUGUCACAGUCCCAACCCGGAAGUCCACCGGACAAAGACGUCUUCUCGGCUCAGGAAACUCGAAAACGUAAUAACCAGUUCGCUCGAAAGUCUACGGGUGGACAGCCCCCUCGCAAAAGAGUCAAGAGUGACGAUUCAGAAUUGGCCCUGGAGGAAAAUGAAAAGCCAUAUUUCAAGCCCACCUACGCCCGAAAGUCAACGGGCGGUAAAGCACCACCGAAGCCGCGUCUUAAUAGUUCACAACCUAGUUCGAGCAGCCAUUCCUCUCAAACGCCUCCGAUCUCUGCUUCCGCAAACGCGAAAAUGACGACCUGCGGACUUUGUUCAUAUCCACCAAUCCCUACUCCGGCUUCAUCUGACGAAAUUCCCGGCUUUACGACUCUUUGCGGCCAUUACUUCCAUUAUGGUUGUUAUAUGAACAAGCUCUUAACCACCCCCUUUGACCUCCGGAAAUGCUGUCCAACGUGUAGUCUCAUCAUGACUAGGAAUGAGGUCUACUGGGUGCAGAUUGAAUCUGGUGGUGCUUGGACGAACAUAAGUCAAGCUGUAGAAGAUAGAUUCGUCCUUGUUCGACAAGCCAAGCAGCAAAUAUUUCUCGACAUGCUCAAUGUCAGGAACCUUCCAAUUGUAAUCGCUCUGUUGGAGGACCCAGAACCCGUCGACGUAAAUCUUAUGACACGCGAGGGUUUUACAGCUUUGCAUCUGAGGGCGAUGGCUAAUGACCUCGCCGGGGUUGACUUACUUCUCCGUCAUGGAGCAAAUCGUGAAAUCAAGAGUGGGGUUGGGCUAACUGCCUUGGAAUAUGCAAAUCAAAAUAAUGCGAACCAGGUUGUUGGUCGGCUUAUGGGACCGGACUAG